Oncorhynchus keta (chum salmon) is the source of this 1172-nucleotide messenger RNA. RefSeq names its product adrenodoxin-like. The transcript has 4 exons. Lineage: Eukaryota; Metazoa; Chordata; Actinopteri; Salmoniformes; Salmonidae. The coding region runs from base 169 to 873 and encodes 234 amino acids. Gene Ontology annotation, molecular function: 2 iron, 2 sulfur cluster binding. The record is from RefSeq and is a predicted model, not a curated record. Gene Ontology annotation, cellular component: mitochondrion. Gene Ontology annotation, biological process: positive regulation of oxidoreductase activity; P450-containing electron transport chain.
CCAGGAAGUUAUUUUGAGAUCUUUAAAUAAAAAAAGUAAAACCUUGCGCUUUGCCUUUGAAAUAGUCCAGAGGCUAAGCUUAUUUAAUUUAAACGAAUUAGGUAUAUUUCAGGUUUUAUUUCCAAAGUGAUCGUGUAGCAGUAUGGCCUCCAUAUAGCAGUAGCUAAGAUGUUAUGCAAUAAACGUGAGCAGCGGUGUCUGCUGGUUACGCAAAGGGCUAGAUAUGGCCAUUUUAGCUUGUUUUGUCAGUACUGUAUAGCGGUCUCAUACAAAGCGAAAUCGGACUCUUCCCCGCCGUUUAAGCUAGAUUUUGAACGUCAUCUCCAAGCAAUGGCUCUGAUGACAUCGGCAAGAAGACUAUUUCAUGUUUCGUUCCGAGAAAAUUCUCUACGACGAGCUGAAGCACUUAUUUCAGCAACAAACACAACGUCGGGGAACUUAUCAUUGGCCGGUCAGCGAAUGGCCUGUAGUCGUGUAAGGGAUUUUAGCACCAACACACAACCUCUUAGAGCUGACAAUAAGGUGACGGUCCACUUCACCAAUCGAGAUGGAGAGAAGAUCUCUGUCAAAGGCUCUCCUGGAGACUCUCUCCUAGAUGUCAUUAUCGACCAGGACCUCGAUUUUGAUGGGUUCGGCGCAUGUGAGGGGACACUGGCCUGUUCUACCUGUCACCUGAUCUUUGAGGAAGACGUGUAUAAUAAACUGGGCCCCAUUACUGACGAGGAGAUGGAUAUGCUGGACCUGGCCUACGGACUCACAGACACGUCCCGCCUGGGUUGCCAGAUCUGCCUCACCAGGUCCCUGGAAGGGAUGACAGUGAGGGUGCCUGAGAGUGUGGCAGACAUCCGACAGAGUGGAGACGGGUCCUCAUAAUUGCCACCCCAGGCCAGAGUAAUAGAUGUACUGAAAUCUGCCCAAAUCAAUGCUUUAUUUCAACACUAGCAUGACCAAAUAAUGCCCAUUUCUAAGUGGUAUGCUGUUAUAAAUGUCGAAAUUGAAGACACUGUAUUUAUAGAGACUAUGAGAUAUUAACAUUUGAAUGAGUCCCCAUCAUAGUUUUGCAUUCACUUUAUACAGGGAACAAUGGGGAAAGUUGGCAAAUAAUUUCUCUGUGCCGAGCAGGUUCUGGAGAAUAGAAGAAAGUUUAGAUGGAGAAUAGAAGAAAGUUUAGA